ACGUGACGUCAGCGGUGAUCCCGGACUAACGGAGCCUGUCUCGCGCGCUGAGCUCGUGAUUCAGAGCGGGUUCGUGUCGUGUGGCAUCUCUCCCGGACGUGCUCCGGUAGUACGGUGACAGAACAUGGGGAACACGCCCGGUACGACUCUGGAGGAGCUGAGCGCCUGCGAGUCUCAUCAGUGGUACCGGAAGUUCAUGACCGAGUGUCCGUCCGGUCAGCUCACCUUCUACGAGUUCAAGAAGUUCUUCGGUCUGAAGAAUCUGUCCGAAACAUCCAACGAAUACGUCACGACCAUGUUCAAGACCUUCGACAUUAACGACGACGGCUGCAUUGAUUUCAUGGAGUACGUGGCCGCUCUGAGUCUGGUUCUGAAGGGUGGUGUUCAGCAGAAGCUGUGCUGGUACUUCAAGCUCUAUGACGUGGACGGCAGCGGAUGCAUCGACCGCGAGGAGCUGCUGCUCAUCUUCAAGGCCAUUCGAGCUAUUAAUGGAGUCGAGCAGGAGAUCUCUGCAGAAGAGUUUACAGACAUGGUGUUUGACAAGAUCGACCUCAAUGGAGAUGGUCAACUCUCUCUGGAUGAGUUUAUGGAGGGCAUUCAGGCAGACGAGGUUCUGUUGAAGAUGUUGACUCAGAGUUUGGACCUGACUCAUAUCGUCAAAAAAAUCUACAGCGAUAUCAAUUCUGACCAGCAGUGCCACUGAUCCCAGACCAGGUGAUGGUGAUGAAGAUGAUGGCUGAUGUGCUGGUUCUGGAGAGGGUUUUUAGCAGCUUGUUUCUCCUGGUCUAUUUCUCAUCUUAAAAGCUGAACUUUACCAUUGAGUGAAGAGGUUUCAAUCCUCUCCGCAUCAGAUUUUACCAGUAUUUACCGUGUUUUACUGUGUUACUCUCAGCUGGACUGAAUUUCAAAAGCCAACAGCAGAUUUUUCUCCUGUAAUCUCACAGAAUAAUGUUAGCAACUGAUAUUACAGCAAACCCUCAUCAAGUGCACUUAUACACACCAAAACCUUGAAUCAAAAUACAACACUCUUCAGUCCUGUGAUGUGUUUAUAUAUAAAGGGAAUAACAUGUUAUUUAUGUA
This is a messenger RNA of Carassius auratus (goldfish), 1080 nucleotides long. Its product is annotated as guanylyl cyclase-activating protein 1-like. Gene Ontology annotation, biological process: positive regulation of guanylate cyclase activity; visual perception. Gene Ontology annotation, cellular component: photoreceptor inner segment; cone photoreceptor outer segment. The record is from RefSeq and is a predicted model, not a curated record. Gene Ontology annotation, molecular function: calcium sensitive guanylate cyclase activator activity; calcium ion binding. The transcript is spliced from 4 exons. NCBI's taxonomy places the organism in Eukaryota, Metazoa, Chordata, Actinopteri, Cypriniformes, Cyprinidae. The coding region runs from base 125 to 703 and encodes 192 amino acids.